CUUGCCUGCUAGGUUGGUAAACAAAAUCCAGCAUGACUGUUUUUUGAGCUUUUUGAUUUUUGAGGAACAUUUUGCACCCAAAUUUUGUUCUUAAUUUUUGAAUAGGACCACGACUUCAGCUCUGCGAAUGAAAUUUUGCAAUUACCAUCCUUAAUCCGAAAACAGCAAUGUUGACCGAGGCGUGGGAAAAACUGGACUACAAGCUAAGUCCCCCGAUUGUUAAACACCUUUCUGAAUUGGGCUUCGAAAAGAUGACUCCUGUUCAGGCUGCUACCAUCCCGCUUCUCUUGAAAAAUAAAGACGUCGCCGCAGAAGCUGUCACAGGCAGUGGAAAAACACUGGCUUUUGUGAUUCCCAUGUUGGAGAUGCUCUUGAAAAGGACGGUACCUCUGAAAAAACAAGAGUGUGGGGCAAUAAUUAUUUCACCGACUAGAGAAUUGGCAACCCAGACAUUUGAAGUUCUGCAAGGAUUUUUGAAACACCUUCCCCAGUUCACAAGCAUAUUGCUGGUGGGUGGCUGUCCUGUUACAAAAGAUGUCCAAGCAAUAUCAAAAAAAGGGGCACACAUUGUGAUUGCCACGCCUGGCCGACUUUUGGAUUUGAUGGAUCGUCAACUCAACUCUGGGUUGCUGCAAGGAGUCAAAAGCUUGGAACUGUUAGUCUUGGACGAAGCAGAUCGCUUGCUCGACAUGGGUUUUGAGGUGGCGUUGAAUUCAAUUUUGGUUCGAUUACCUCGACAAAGGAGGACAGGACUAUUUUCUGCUACGCAGACUAAAGAGGUGCAAGCUUUGGUCAGGGCAGGAUUGAGGAAUCCAGUUGCUGUGGCAGUGUCUGAGAAAAAAUUUAAAAACGCAGAAGGAAAUGAUGAGCAAAGCAAAACUCCAGCCUCACUUGCCAACUACUACAUGAUUUGUGAACCUCAAAAUAAAUUUUCUCAAUUGAUUGAGUUUGUGAAAAUUAACUCCUCUGAAGCUUCUGGGAAAUUUAUGAUUUUCUUUGCUACAUGCGCAUGUGUCGAAUACUUUGGCUACCUCCUUUCUAAAUGCUUGAGUGACACAAAGAUUUUCAGCAUUCACGGCAAAAUGAAAGAAAAAAGACAUAAGGUCUUUGACACUUUUCGCAGCGCUGAUUCUGGAAUUUUGGUUUGCACUGAUGUAAUGGCUAGGGGAGUUGACAUUCCCUUGGUGGACUGGGUUAUCCAGUAUGACCCACCUUCUUCAGCAGCUGCCUUUGUUCAUCGCUGUGGACGGACAGCUCGAAUUGGCAGGAAGGGCUCGGCUAUCUUGCUGCUACUACCAACUGAAGAGAAUUAUGUUGAGUUUUUGAAAAUCAAUCAAAAGGUGUUGUUAGAGUCUGUUGAUGCUGAAGAGGAUGUUCCUGAAUAUUUGGAAAAGAUUAGAGGCUUGCAAAAGUCUGACAGAGCAAUUUUUGACAAAGCCAAUCGUGCAUUUGUUUCAUACAUAAAAUCAUAUGGAAAGCAUGAGUGCCACUUAAUUCUACGUUUAAAAGAUUUGAACUUCGGAGAACUUGCAACAGGAUUUGGUCUCCUCAAAAUGCCUAAGAUGCCAGAGCUGAAAGGUAAAACCGUUCAAGAUUUUGAAGAGGACCCCGUCAACACAAACACGAUUUCGUACAGAAAUUCUGAAAAAGAAGCGUCAAGAAAAAGGAAAUUUGAGGAGUACCAAGAAACUGGGCAAUGGCCUGGAAAAAAGAAGAGGAAAGUCCAAACGGUGUCUUGGGCAAAAUCUAAGGAGCUAAGGGCAACCAAGGACGACAUCAAGUCUAAACGCAAACGGGAAUUGAGGGAGCAAAAAAAGAGGAAGAAGGUCAAAGUUAGCCAGGAUGACAUGGAGGAGCUUGCAAAGGACAUAGCUUUGAUCAAGAAGUUUAAGAAGAAAAAGAUUACUUCGGAAGACUUUGAUAACCAAUUUAUGGGAAGCAACUGAGAAAAAUGAAAUUAUUUGUAUUAUAAUAAACAUCAAUUUUAUUUAAUCUA
Molecule: messenger RNA, 1996 nt
Organism: Neocloeon triangulifer
Lineage: Eukaryota; Metazoa; Arthropoda; Insecta; Ephemeroptera; Baetidae
Product: ATP-dependent RNA helicase DDX55
Exons: 12
Coding region: 168-1946 (592 amino acids)
Cellular component (GO): nucleolus
Molecular function (GO): RNA helicase activity; ATP binding; nucleic acid binding
Source: RefSeq, a predicted model, not a curated record